CCCUACACAGUUCUUACACUUAUAAACGCAAGAAACACCGACAGAGCUUCUCGUGUCCGAGCGAUAGAGAGAGACACUCACGCAAAAGGUUCAGCUCCAUUUCGUCGGCGGCGCUGUAAGCCCUUGAAGCUUUAAAGGCUCCAAAGCAAAGUACGCAACAAAACCCAAGAAGCCGAAGCAAAAGCACUAGAUUCUUAUUCCUGUCUUCUCGCCGUCACAGCUUCUUCUCUGUUAACUGUCUCGCUGGAACGAUACAGAGAAAGAGAGAGAUGGGUGCGAUGGGAGAGAUAGAAAAGCCGCUAUUCAGAGACAUAAGGCGUUAUUUCUGUGAGUACUGUGGCAUUUGCAGGUCCAAGAAGUCCCUUAUCACCUCUCACAUCCUCACACAUCACAAGGAGGUGAUGGAGGAGAAGGGUGUUGAUGAAGAAGAGAAAAUAGAGGGGACAAAAUCCAAUACUUGCAUAGAAUGUGGUGCCACUUUCAAGAAACUGGCGUAUUUGAAGCAACAUAUGCAGAGUCAUUCCCUUGAGAGGCCGUAUACUUGUCCAGUUGAUGAUUGCCAUUCCAGCUACAGAAGAAAGGACCACUUGACUCGCCAUCUUCUUCUGCACCAAGGAAAACUCUUCAAUUGUCCAAUUGAGAACUGCAACCGUGAAUUUUCUUUUCAAGGCAACAUGAAAAGGCAUGUGAAAGAAUUCCAUGGCGAGGAUCAGCCUCUUACUGAUGCCAAAUGCCAGAAGCAGUAUGUCUGCCCUGAAAUUGGGUGUGGGAAGGCUUUCAGAUUUGCGUCGAAGUUGCGGAAGCAUGAGGACUCCCAUGUUAAACUAGACUCGGUGGAGGCCUUCUGUUGUGAACCUGGUUGUAUGAAAUAUUUUUCCAAUGAUCUAUGCCUUAAGGCCCACAUCAAGUCCUGCCACCAACAUAUUACUUGUGAGAUAUGCGGGACCAAGCAGGUGAAAAGGAACAUUAAGCGGCACCUCCAAAUGCAUGAAGCCGAAGUGUCAUUGGUGAGAAUCAAAUGCAAUCACAAGGGUUGUCUUCACACAUUUUCAAAUAAAUCAAAUCUCCGUCAGCAUGAGAAGGCUGUGCACCUUGAUCUUAAACCUUUUGCCUGUAGCUUUACUGGUUGUGGAAUGAGAUUCGCACACAAGCAUGUGAGAGACAAUCAUGAAAAAACAGGGAACCAUGUUUACACACCUGGGGACUUUGAAGAGUCAGAUGAGCAAUUUCAAUCGAGGCCCAGGGGUGGGCGGAAGAGAGAGUGCCCAACUGUAGAAAUGCUUAUCCGAAAGAGGGUUACUCCACCAUGUCAGCUGGAUGAGGGUUCUGACUAUUUUUCUUGGUUGCUUUCACAGAGCACUGAGGACGAGCAGUGAGUCAUGUCCUCUAGUUUUGUGCGAUGUGAAUAGAUUCUUCCAAUAGAAAUAUAUAGUUCAUUGUAGAUGAUAUGUAUAGCUUAUUAGCAUCCUUGUAGAAUCUGGUUAUUACAAGUCAUGAUACCCUUUUGGGGGUCAUUCAUCUGUUGUCUGUACUCACACUAGUACUAAUUAGUGAAAUACAAAAUGUAGCCUUAGUAGUUUCUUCAACAAA
Corylus avellana is the source of this 1590-nucleotide messenger RNA. RefSeq names its product transcription factor IIIA. The record is from RefSeq and is a predicted model, not a curated record. Lineage: Eukaryota; Viridiplantae; Streptophyta; Magnoliopsida; Fagales; Betulaceae. Gene Ontology annotation, cellular component: nucleus; nucleolus. Gene Ontology annotation, biological process: regulation of transcription by RNA polymerase II. Gene Ontology annotation, molecular function: 5S rDNA binding; DNA-binding transcription factor activity.